CUGAAGGUGGCAGAGACCGUAAUGGUAAUGCCUCUAUCUCCGGGACCUCACCUCCCACGCCCCUUCCCACAAUCUCCGCUCCCCUCUGGCCAGGACUGUACGCUGCUGCCUUGGUUCUAAAGUGCGUCACGGACGGGCACCGGCUGUGCUGCUCCACCGGCCUGGGUGAGGUUGGCGCCGGGCCAGCGCAGGCUGAGCCAGCCCCUCUUGGCCAUCACCCCGCCUAGAGACACCGGCGUGGAAAGCGCUCAAGCUGCGCAGCAUCGGGGUCACUGCUGGAGACGCUCUCCGUUUUGGGCUCGGCGCCCCCGAUCGGCCUCGGCCAUGCUCCGGAGCACGAGGUGACACCCCCUAAACUCCCUAGGCUCCCUAGGUUCAUGGAGCCAGGAAGAUUUCUUCUGAAGAAACUACGCCUCGGCCUCCCUGGGAUCCUCGCCCCGCCCCGGGUCUCCGCCCCCUCCCCUUGGCUGGGGAUCCCGGACCCGGCGGCGACCGCCUAAGAAGCUCCAGCAGCCUGGACCAGGAGGCGGCAGGGGACCAGGAGCCGGUGGCUACGGACUCGCCUCGCCAUGUGACGCGGUCCUCCUGCCUACGAUCCCAGCGCCCGCGCCCAGCCGCGCUGCGCAUCAUGCUCCUGCCGGGACACCCGCGUCCGCCUCCUGCGCCCCAAUCGGCGCAGAAUCAGGGCCUCCGCAGGCAGGUAGAGCCUCCGGGGCAGCUUCUGCGCCUAUUCUACUGCACGGUCCUAGUGUGCUCCAAAGAGACCUCCGCGCUCACAGAUUUCUCUGGUUACUUAACCAAACUUCUGCAAAACCACACCGCCUAUGCCUGUGACGGGGACUAUUUGAAUCUACAGUGCCCUCGGCAUUCAACAAUAAGUGUCCAGUCGGCAUUUUAUGGGCAAGAUUACCAAAUGUGUAGUUCCCAGGAGCCCACCUCCCAGAGGGAAGACAACCUGACCUGUGUGGCAUCCACCACUUUGCAGAAGGUGCUGGACGAGUGCCAGAACCAGCGGGCCUGCCACCUCCUGGUCAAUAGCCGAGUCUUUGGACCUGACCUUUGUCCAGGAAGCAGUAAAUACCUCCUGGUCUCCUUUAAAUGCCAACCUAGGCCUUAUGAUCAGCCCUCUGCAAGCUCUAAGAAAUCCCUCUUCAUGGAGCGGGUCUCAGUUCCAGACACCUGGGAUGUGCCUGCAACAAGCCCAGGGGAUGAGUUGAAAAACAAGACAGUGUGUGAAAACCAGGAGCUGAAGCUACACUGCCAUGAGUCCAAGUUCCUCAAUAUCUAUUCUGCCGCCUAUGGCAGGAGGACCCAGCAAAGAGACAUCUGCUCCUCCGGGGCAGACCUGCUGCCCCCUUUCGACUGCCUGUCUUACACGGCUUUACAAGUCCUGUCCAGGAGGUGCUAUGGGAAACAGAGAUGUAAGGUCCUCGUCGAUAAUUACCACUUCGGAAGCCCCUGUCUUCCAGGAGUGAAAAAAUACCUCACUGUUGCCUACGCAUGUGUUCCCAAAAACAUACUCACGGCAGUUGAUCCAGCUGUUGCUAAUCUAAAUCCUUCUCUGAAGAAAGACGACGAAUACGGUGUAAAAUUCAACCCAAGUGGGUCGAGGGUUGUGCGGAAAGAUGGCGUUAUCGUCAGCAACUCUCUGGCCGCAUUCGCUUACAUUCGAGCCCACCCCGAGAGAGCCGCUCUGCUGUUCAUGUCCAGUGUCUGCAUCGGCCUGCUCCUCACACUGUGCGCCCUGGUCAUCAGAGUGUCCUGUACCAAGGACUUCCGGGAGCUGAGGCAGGGGAGGGAGCACCUGGUGCUAGGGAGCGACAAGGCAGAGGAGGACAGUGAGGAGGACGUGGAAGAGGAGGACUCCUCGGAUUCUGAGUUUCCCGAGGAGUUGUCCAGGUUUUGUAGGACUUCAUAUCCAGCCUAUAGCUCUAUAGAAGCCGCCGAGCUGGCGGAAAGGAUUGAACGCAGGGAGCAAGUCAUUCAAGAAAUAUGGAUGAACAGUGGCCUGGACUCUUCGCUCCCCAGGAACGUGGGCCACUUCUACUGAAAACAGAUACAUCUGGAUGAGAUCUCUGAAGAAGGAAGGGUCCAGAAUGCGCUGUCUCCCCCACCCUCUCCAGUUCCACUUGUACCUUCUGUGAAGGAGAAUCUGUCCUGUCAUCCGAGAUGGGUGAAGCCGGAAAGCUGUCAAAGGGACGUCUUACUGUUUACAGCACACCCUGGAAUAAAUUGGGAGGAAGCCGUGGUGUCUUGCAA
Molecule: messenger RNA, 2259 nt
Organism: Mus pahari (shrew mouse)
Lineage: Eukaryota; Metazoa; Chordata; Mammalia; Rodentia; Muridae
Gene: Eva1c
Product: eva-1 homolog C
Exons: 9
Coding region: 629-2050 (473 amino acids)
Cellular component (GO): extracellular region
Molecular function (GO): carbohydrate binding; heparin binding
Source: RefSeq, a predicted model, not a curated record